This is a messenger RNA of Nothoprocta perdicaria, 521 nucleotides long. It is a transcript of the gene LYRM4, whose product is annotated as LYR motif containing 4. The transcript has 3 exons. The coding region runs from base 3 to 251 and encodes 82 amino acids. Gene Ontology annotation, biological process: iron-sulfur cluster assembly. Gene Ontology annotation, cellular component: mitochondrion; L-cysteine desulfurase complex. The record is from RefSeq and is a predicted model, not a curated record. NCBI's taxonomy places the organism in Eukaryota, Metazoa, Chordata, Aves, Tinamiformes, Tinamidae.
UUAUGGAGAGCUCCAAAGCCCAGAUGUGGAGGCCAGGUUUUAACAGCAGGAGAGAAUUUAGUAGACAAAUGUAUGCCAUCAGAAGGAUAAGAGAUGCUUUCAGAGAAAACAAGAAUAUAAAAGAUACUGAAAAAAUAGAAGAACUCGUGAAUAAAGCAAAAGCAAACCUAGAGAUUAUUCAUCGGCAGGUUACUAUUGGCCAGCUGUAUUCCUCUCAGAAACUGGUGAUUGAGAGUCCAGGAAACACAUAGCUGGAGAAGACCCUGAUCCUGAAGCGACACUGGACCACCUUCAGCAUCCUACAGUGCCACAUACAGAUGCAUAAACUCACUGCACAUGUCAGAGCUUUUCUGUUCAGCAGAAGAAACAUCUGAGGGACUCAGUUUUUGGCAACCAAAGUACUCUAUUUUCUAAUAGUUCACACAUUCUGAAGUGCAUCGCGGUGAUUUACAGUAGCAUGCAGGGCGAUCCUGCGCUGUUUCCUAGUCUGUUUGCUUGUACGUCCCCUGUGAUAAACUGGC